AUGGUCUACAUUCUGGCUCGCGUCCCCAUUCGCGACUCAGACCGCUUCCACUUGGACGUCCUCGACACCACUCACCAGUUCCUAAAAACCGUGAAGGAUCCCAUCAACAGCCGCGUCAUACAGCACGAACUCUCAAAAAUCGAUGAACUUUGGGACGAGGACGAGCCUAUUCCAGUCAACGAAGAUGAUCGCCGCGCAGUCUCCCCGUGUCCCUUCAUCGCGUCGAUUUUUGUGCAUACCUGGAAUUACUCGCUGGAUGUGCCAGAGGGAGAGGCCCCGAAGAUCAACCCUAUUGCUAUGACUGUGGAGAAUGCUCUGUUCAAUCCGAACGUGUCGCCCGUAUCGCCUACCAGGGGUAGAAUUUUCUCUAUCACUCGGCUUUUCGUGUGUAUCUUCGCUGACUCAUUCACCCUCGCAUUCUACCAGAGAAAUGACUAUGGCGUCACAAUCCUCGACAUCAGCGAUCCCCUAUCUCCACAGUACUGCUACGUCAGUAUCAAAGGCCUCAAGGAUGCAAAGUCCAACGUUCCCGCGAUGGCCCCUCUGAGCGCCGAGCAAUAUGCGCGGGCGUACUGCCCUUCAGUGGCCAGAAAGAAUACGAAGCACUCCAUGGAACGCGGGGCAAUCGCAGAAGUAGACGUGCGAGAAGCGAUCGCUCUUCUUGCUGAUGAGAGGGUCAUGAAGGAUCUUCCAGAUGCCUGGUCGUCGGAAUCCAAGGUCGGCUCGUCUGGCGUGUCGAAGGGCAAGAAGAGGAAGGCCAAGGCGGAAAGUCGAACAAACGCAUCAGGCAGAGCUUCUGCGGCACUUGCUACCACGUCCGAGGACCCUAUCGUCACCGACUCGGAGAACGAGACCAUGGUGUUCCUCAAGAGAUUCAUGGUCGUUGGCGCUGAUCUGACUGACCUGGACAAAAGGUUGGAGAAGGCCGAACACAUCGCUCUCAUACGAUCGGAGCUCGUCGAGCUCUUUCCCUUUCCUUCGUCUGCCGUCCUUCCCUUGGUCCGGGUCCUUGCAGCCACUGCGAACUUCGAACCACUGGACGUUAAAGAACUCGACCUUUCUCAUCUGUCAGUUAGCUCAAGUCAGAUCUUCCAGGUUCUUGACGCAUUCUCCAACACCCAGUCGCUCAAUCUCUCGCACAACAAGGUCAUCGAUGCCCGCGCCAUCCAGAUUAUGCUUGUCUCCACACCAUCCCUUCGUCGCCUCAUCCUUCUCGACUGCCUCUCCCUCACCAAUCCGGAUCUCUCGUCUCUCCUUGUCAAUCAAUCCCACCUAUUCGUCAACCUCUCCGCCAUCAUUCACCCUCUUUUCCUCAGUCUCCCCGCUACCUUCCCUCUGCCUCGAACACACUCCUUUUCGAUCGCUGCCAGUGGUGUCAUGGACAAGGAACCGUACAGUAUUUCCGUACCUUUCUGCUCCGCUCCCACCGUCGUUCGUGCCAUCACGGACCUCGUCUCCCCCUAUCUCACCGCCGAAAAUCCCGAAGCUUGCCUUUACUGCAGUCCGCUGCAGAAAGGUCCACUUAGUGCGAUUUUGAGUCGUGCUGGCGGUAUCCCUAUCCCUUGUGAUGACGAAGAAGAGGCGAUUUGGGACGAUAGGAGUACCGUGAUCCUGCCGAAGGUCAAUGGCCACGUCGUGAAGGAAGGCGCCAUGUUCAUCAUGAGCAUGUACAUAUCCUUUCCCGAGCCUAGCUUUAUCCCAAAAUCGGGCUACGCCUUCCUGGACUUUACAUCCGAGACGUCCAACUAUCCCAAACCAGGUACUACCGCCAGGCCCACGAACAGAGCGCCAGCCCUCCCUUUCGAUCUAUUCGGCUCCCGCUUAGGGGCAGGAUUCUCUUCCUCCUCUUCAUCUUCGACUUCAUCGGCAUCGGUGUACAACGUCCUCGAUUUGCGUUCCUUCCUCGAGAGGAUGUAUGAAAGGGAUCCGGGGAGGGAGCGCGCGGAUGAGGAGAGUGUGGCGAGGUUGGAGGAUAUGUUAGAGGAGUUGGAGGCGAGGUACGAUGAUGGGAAGGGAGCAAUGUUCACAAGCGAGGAGGUGGCGAAGUUUUUCCAUGACUGAGAUGGGGUCAAGUUCCUAGGAUUAUGGACCCGUCG
Messenger RNA from Stereum hirsutum FP-91666 SS1, 2096 nucleotides. RefSeq lists its product as uncharacterized. NCBI's taxonomy places the organism in Eukaryota, Fungi, Basidiomycota, Agaricomycetes, Russulales, Stereaceae. The transcript is spliced from 2 exons. Bases 1 to 2061 code for a protein of 686 amino acids. The record is from RefSeq and is a predicted model, not a curated record.